Dromiciops gliroides (monito del monte) is the source of this 5062-nucleotide messenger RNA. RefSeq names its product NEDD4 binding protein 2 like 1 (gene N4BP2L1). The transcript is spliced from 5 exons. Lineage: Eukaryota; Metazoa; Chordata; Mammalia; Microbiotheria; Microbiotheriidae. Bases 2678 to 3472 code for a protein of 264 amino acids. The record is from RefSeq and is a predicted model, not a curated record.
UCAGGUCAUCCUGAAUCCAGAGCCAGUGCUUUAUCCACUGUGCCACCUAGCUGUCCUCCAUUAGUUUUUAAAAUUUCAUUUUCUGCCCCUCCUUUCCAGAGAGAAUUUCUUUCCCUCCCUCAUUUCACUAUCCAUCUUCCCUACUCUAGACCCUCAUUCUCCUGAUUCACAGCACCAUCAUUUAUCUAGCCCCCAUAGGCUUCAUGGAGAAGGUGGUGCUUUUGCUGAAUCUUGAAGGAAACGAGAUUCUAAGAGGAGGUGAGGAGGAAGUGCAACCCAGUCAUGGGGACAGCCAGUGCAAAGAGAUGGGAAAUGGAUGACUGGAUAUGAGGAACAGUGAGAAGGUGAGUGGGGACUGUUGGAUGCUGGAGACUAAAGUAUAAUAGGUUAGAAAGGCAGGUCAGUUUGUGAAGGGCUUUAAAUGCCAGAUGACUUUACCUUCCUUUCUAGAGGUAAGAGGGAUGUGUUUGAAUAGGGAGUGAGAUGCUUUAGGAAGUUUGCUUGAGCAUUUGGCUGGAGAAUUGGACUGGAAUAGGGCAAGACUUGAGGCAGAGACCAGUUAGUCAAGUCAGCAAGUGAUUAUUAACUGCCUACUAUGUGCUGGGUGCUGUACUAAGCAGGAGGGAUACAAAAAAGCCAAAGGACCCACCCUGCUCACACAUAAUUUCCUGUUUGUUUGCAUAUGGAAAGACUUGCUGCUCCUUCUGCACUGGCCCCACUCAAGGAGUUUACAGGUGAAGAUAGUAAAUCACAUACUCUAGGAAAACAUAAAGAUAAGUAGGUUAAAUGCUGUUGGUGAUGCUGAGUGACACAGCCCAAUUAUGGUUUUUAAUAUUGGAGAGCUAGCUACCUUCUAGCUUGGUGACCUUGACUGGACAAACUAGAUUAAAGAGCUUUCAGAUUCCUUUCAUGUCUCUGCUCUGCUCUUCCCAACUCCCUGUUUAUUUAUUUUUCAUUCGUUCCUCCUACCUAAGACUCUGUGUGUGGCUGUUAUGCUACCAAGAUGUGUUUUUGGGUAGUGAGUAUACUUCUGUCAGGGUGGGGCUUCAUCUUGUACGCUCCAUUGGCCUCUAUUUUUUUGACUUUGUGUUUUUUUGGUGGUUUAGUUAUCUUGUCUUCUCAUUUCUUCCCUUCCUCCUCUUCUCUUCCUCUUACUUAAAGGUCAGUGGAUAUGAGUAAGCUGUUUUGAUAUAUAAAGUGCUAGUGAAUUGUCAGCAUUGAAGACAGAUGGUAGAUUCCUGUCACUGAACAAUAGGGAAAUUAAUCUAUGUGUAAUGUCCUGCCAUGAGGCCAGUAGUAAAAUAAAAAUUAACCACUCCUGAGAUUAUGUUAAGAUUUGCUCAGAGACAGAUUCUGUGGCAGACAUCCAGCCCUGAAGUGUUGCCCCGGUUGGAGAUUUAAUUAAGUGCUUCAAUCCGGGACCCCUUAUAUGAUUUCUUUUUUUCUUUUUUUUUUUUGUGGGGCAGUGGGGGUUAAGUGACUUGCCCAGGGUCACGCAGCUAGUAAGUGUUAAGUGUCUGAGGCCAGAUUUGAACUCAGGUCCUCCUGAAUCCAGGGCCAGUGCUUUAUCCACUAUGCCACCUAGCUGUCCCUCCCUUAUAUGAUUUCAAUGGACCUUCUAUAGGAUUCAGUCAUGUACCUCUUGCAUUGUCUCUUUCUCUUCAUUCUCAUGGCUACUCCAUUGGUCGAGGUCUGCCGGUGCUGUUGUAGCUGCCUCCAAUCUUUCUUCAUAUUGAUGCCAGAUGCACCAUAAAUCCAUAAUAUUUAGAACUUGAAGAGAACUAAAUGAAUCCGACUCCUUCAUACAAAUGAGGAAACUGAGGUGAAGCAACUUGCCCAGGAUCAGAGCACUAUUGCCCUAGGACCCUGGGCAAGUCACUUAACCUGUUUACCUCAGUUUCCUCAUCUCUAAAAUGGGGGUCACCCAUCUCCCAGGGUUGUCUGAGGACUGUAAAAUGCUUAGCAUUGUGCCUGGCACAUAGUAAGCACUAUAGGAAUGUUAACUAUUAUUAUAGGCAUGUUCAUAUCACUCCUCUCCUCCAAACCCUUGCAAUGACUGGUAUCUGUUGAAUACAGUCCCAACUCCAUAGCCUCGCACUCAGGGCUCAGCACAGUCAACUGUCAUGCUACUUUUCCAGAUGGACCUCGUACUUCUCCCCUCACUUAGACCUCGAAUGAAAAGACAAAGACCACAAAGGUAAUAAAUGUGGGUGUUUUGGUACAGAAAGAACAUAGGAUUCAAAGGAAAACCCUGGCUUGAUUGGCCAGGUGGGGGUGGAUGGAAUACCUCUGAAAGUAAUGGAGAGCAGAAAGGAGGAGGAUGGGGGUGGCCUCCCAUGUUUCAUCCCCUUCCUUAUUGCCUAGUCCUUCCAGGAAGAAGAUUCUGCACCAUCCCUGGGGUGAAAGGAGGGCUGUAUUGCACCUGGAGCAAUCUGAUCCCGUGGCUGAGUGGAAUUAAAAUCAUUAUACUUAAGUAAACGAUGGAUUCUCUCCAUUGCUCUAACUUUGGGGCAAACUCUAUGAUUUUAGGGACAGUCUUAGCUCUCUUGUCAAUAGAUAUAAUUGUAGCAAAGUGGCCAGAAGUAUAAGGAAAAAAAGGUAUUUCCAUAGAAUAAUUCACUCAGCUUUAUUGUCUCCCUUGGCCUUCUGUCCUUUGAGAUUGGAAGUCCCACUAAUAAUGACAGUCAUUUCUUUCUCUGCCUCCAUUUAUCUCUUCCCAGAAGCUGGAAGCCUGCCCACCUGGCCGGUCUGGACCAGCUCAUUUUCUAAUGUUUUGUUCUUCUUUGGUAAACACUGGUUAAAAAAAAAAAAACCAUCAGGAGCCUUUAUCCUGCCUUCCUUCUUUUCUGUUUGGUUCCCAGUAGAGAGAGUCCUUUUCUUCAGGAGCCUUCAGUGGGCCUCUCAUCACCUGAGCAGAAGAAGACAACUGAAACAUGACUUUCCCAGGGCCCUGAUCUUCAGCACAGAUGAUUUUUUCUUCAAGGAAGAUGGUACUUACGAGUUCAACCCUGAUGUCCUGGAGGAAGCUCACGACUGGAACCAGAAAAGAGCAAGGAAAGCAAUGAGGAAUGGCAUAUCCCCAAUUAUUAUUGAUAAUACCAACCUUCACGCCUGGGAGAUGAAGCCCUAUGCAGUCAUGGCACUUGAAAAUAACUAUGAAGUUAUAUUCCGAGAACCUGACACUCGUUGGAAAUUCAAUGUUCAAGAGUUAGCAAGAAGAAACACACAUGGGGUCCCAAGAGAAAAAAUACAUCGAAUGAAAGAACAGUAUGAGCAUGAUGUGACCUUUCACAGUGUACUUCAUUCAGAAAAACCAAGCCGACUGAGUAGAAGCCAGGACAGGCAUGUGCCACCUUUCAACAAUGCAGGAUACUGGAACACCUACUCGGGGUUUCCAAACCGGAGAGCCCAUGGGGCCUUCUCAAAUGACAGCUACUUUAACAGAAGGGGGGGUUACCAUAAUGGGUAUUAAGAGUUAUUAUAUAUUUUAUCUUUACAGCUGUUUUACAUUUUCCUAAAUCAGUUUUUACUUCAGAUACUUGUAUUUUAUUAUCUGUUCAGUUUGUCAGAGUUCUAAUGUAAUUCCAAGGUAAAUGAUUGAACUGGGGAAGUCUUAGUGCCUAAGUCAUUGUUAUCAUUAAAAGAAGUUUAUUGGGGGCGGCUAGUUGGCGCAGUGGAUAAAGCACCGGCCCUGGAUUCAGGAGUUCCUGAGUUCAAAUCCGGCCUCAGACACUUGACACUUACUAGCUGUGUGACCUUGGGCAAGUCACUUAACCCCCACUGCCCCAAAAAAAGAAAAGAAAAAAGGAGUUUAUUAAUUGACCGCAUGUGCUGAGGGCCUGUGCACAGUUGACUAAGCAGACACAGUCCCUUCCUCUGAGAAUGAAAUCAUAGUUGAAAUGUGCUCAGGUACAGAGGACAGUUGUAGCCAUGUGAUAGAAUAAAACUGAACCAGAUCAUAAAGUGUUUCUAUUAUACAUAUUUAAACAUUAGUGCAAUUGAUUUCUCUGUAAUAGGGAUUUAUUUUUUCACUUGAUGUAUUUGACCCUAGGACACUCAUGCAUGUCUUGUGUUGUGCAGUGGGGAGUCUCCAUCUCAUUUUAGAUUGUCCCAUUGCAUAUGCUGUUUUGGUUAAGAUAUCUGUACCAGGGAAUGUAUGAGUUGUGACCAAAAGGGGAAUAUUUUUGCUUUUUAAACAAAUGUAGCAGAAUUUAUAUAGCCAAAUAAGACUUCUUUCCUUGAAAGUAGUCACCUUAAGGAAGCUCAAUCCAAGAUUGCUAUCAUUUCCCAAAAUGUUUUAGGAAGGAAACCAAUCAUGUUAAAUAAUAAAAUCUAGAGCCACAACCCCUUUUUGAUCACCUACCUUGUUCAUUGGUUUCCAAGAGCUUUAGACUAUAGUAUAGCUAAAAGUGAAGUCCACUUUUAGAAAGGAUCUUUAGAUUUGUAUAGAAGGGGGCAGCUAGGUGGCACAGUGGAUAAAGCCUUGGAUUCAGGAGAACCUGAGUUCAAAUCCGGUCUCAUACACUUGACACUUUACUAGAUGUGUGACUCUGGACAAGUCACUUAACCCUCAUUGCCCUGCAAAAAAAAAAAAAAGAUUUGUAUAGUAACAUUGUUUCUGAUUUACCAGAAAUAGAUCAAAUUUGGGGGAACUCAAUUAAGAACCAACCAUAAACCAGGUGGUUAAAAAUGAUAAUAUGAAGACGAGUAGCAUCAUUAAUAUGGUAGCAAUGGGACCAUGCACAAUGUGCAAAAAGAGGGUAUCUUGGGAAUGUCCCUUUCUCCAAUUACACAGAAAAGCAUCUGUUAACAAGUACCGUUUCCUUAGUGCAAAUUAAUUAGAAUGUUUUUUCCCCUUGUUACCCUUUCACUUAAGACACUGAUAAACCAACACCAUGUGUAGCUUUGCUCUUGGCUAAUGUAAGAUUGUUCUCUAUAGGCUCUAUUUUCUAGUGUUUUGUAAUCUCUAAUUUUUAAAGUGUUUCAAACAAUGGUGCUUUAAGUCGUUCUUUAAUGUAUGUUGUAUUUAUAUGAAUUUAACAAAGCAAAUAUUGAACGUAAA